Gongylonema pulchrum is the source of this 351-nucleotide messenger RNA. The record is from the annotation of a GenBank genome assembly. NCBI's taxonomy places the organism in Eukaryota, Metazoa, Nematoda, Chromadorea, Rhabditida, Gongylonematidae.
AUGCGCUUUCUUAGGUAUGGUUUCAAAAUCGGCGGGCUAAAUGGCGCAAAAAGGAGCAGCUCAAGAAGAAUGCUAAGCAACAGCAGAGUAUUGCCCUUAGUGAGAGCUAAUGAGUCUUCGGUGGAGCCAAAAAAUUCGUUUUCGAUCGAUAGCUUGUUGGCCGCCUCGAGAGUUCCACGUGGAAGACGGCCUAACGCCAAAUAUCCACGUGUGCAGGUGAGAGCUAAUGAAGCUUCGAUAGAACCGAAAAAUUCUUUUUCGAUCGAUAGCUUAUUGGCCGCCUCAAGAGUUCCACGCGGAAGACGGCCUAACGCUAAGUAUCCACGUGUGCAGGUUAGCAUGCUUACAUAA